UAGAAAAGCGCAGGCGGUGAGUGACUGGAUAAUAGUCGUAGACGUGGAAGGGUCUCCGUGAGCGCUUUCUCCGUGAGCGCUCUGUUGAACGCUGUUCGCGUGCGUUCGGAACCUUGAGCACGUAAUGUCGUCCAUGUCGUCUGCAUCGAGAGCGUUUGCAGACGCAUAGGACUUUGGGCGCCUUCUGCAACUUCCGGCUGCGGUAGCACUUCGUCGUCUGCUCGCGCUGCGGCACCAGAAGUUUCUGUUCCCGCGCACGUACGCAGCGUGAACUUUGAAAAUUUGACUCGCUACCUGUAGGUGGGGCGUCGUUUUGCAUCAGCGUGCUUCAGCUGCAGUGUUCAGACUUGGACAGGACUUCGCCUAACUGCCGCCUCAUUGGGUGCACCUAACUCUCCGCGAGGCCGCCUGUGACAAAGAGUGCGGCUAAUCCGGCAGCUGCCGACCCCGUCGUCGCCCUCCCCGUCACUGGUAGUCAGGCUCACCGGCGGCCCAGAAUCGCCAUGCCGAGCACGGGCCAGGUACCGUCGCUGUCGGCGCUGCAGCCCCCGCACGAAGACGCGCACAACCACCACCACCACCACCACCCGGCCAAGGACCAGUACCGGGUCGUGGUACUCGGAGCCGCCCGAGUCGGCAAGACGGCCAUCGUGCACCAGUUCCUGUACGACGAGUUUCCCGUCGACUACUUCGCCACCGUCGAAGAGUUCCACACGGGCGAAUACGAGCUGAACGGGGCCUCCCUCACGCUGGACAUCGUGGACACGAGCGGCAGCUACCCGUUCCCCGCCAUGAGGCGGCUGGCCAUCACCACGGCCGACGCGUUCGUGCUCGUCUACGCCAUCGACGACCCGGAGUCGUUCGAAGAGGCGCGCCGCAUCCACGACCAGAUCGUCCAGCUCCACUCGGCCAAGGCGCCCGUGGUCGUGGUGGGCAACAAGUGCGACCUGCCCGCCGCGAUGCGCCGCGUCAGGCGAGAGGUGGCCGAGACCAUCAUCGCCAUCGACUGGGAGCACGGCUUCGUGGAGUCCUCGGCCAAGGACAACGUCAACGUGUUCGCCAUCUUCAAGGAACUCCUGGUCCAGGCCAAAAUUCCGUACGACCUGAACCCGGCCUCCGUGAACAAGAGGCGUCGCUCGCUGCCCGUCUGCCCGACCAGCCCGACCAUCAAGGACAAGACGCUGCUCAAGAGGAACAGCUGCGCCGUUUCAUAGCUGCGUGGAGGUCGUCGCUAGUGUUUCUUUUCUGUUUUUUGCAGAAACACUUUUUGUGGACUCGCGCCUGCCUCCAGUGCCAGUUACUGUCACGUUUCGCCGCCGAUGCCGUUGUGCUAAACUCGGCAGAUCAAUUUUGCAGUGGAACGAAGUGUCCGCACCUGUGGGAUCAAGGUAAAGGCUUUGCCUGCUUCGAAGGCCAGCGAAAUACUGCUCGGACUAGGGAGACUGUGAAACUGCCAGUAUGACGUCCUAGUGAAACGUUGAGCAAAUCAGAAGAUUGUGUGUCAUAGAAGAUGCAGUAACAGCUGCGCCCCCCUGCAAUACAACAGUCUCCCAAGGGCGGCCAAUGCAGUGGCGUGAAUAUUCAGCUAAUAACAAAGUCGCUGGUUGGAAUGCGCAGCCUAUGGAAAGCAGCAGGGAAAAAGAGAAGACUGGCUUUCCGAGGAAUGGCGUCUUUGCGUCAUCAUAACGGCUGGUGCCUGGAGUUGAUUAGGGACUAUACUUGUACAUAGGGCCCUUUCGAGAACUCUAUUAUUUAGCAACGUGAGAACCUGAUGACAUAUUUCCACUAUGAUAAGACUAACAUAAACUAUGUAGUGGUUCCAGUAACUCACUGUCCAAGUCUAUGCCAUCUACAUGGUUUGACCACGCUAUCGUUUGAGAAUGGUGAUUCAGGAGGCAAUCGCAUGCAGGAAGAAUUUAUUUCAUUCCGAGGAAUUUCACUGUGAUCGACUUUCACUCGCGAAAGCAGACGUCACAAGUUUCUUGUGAUCGCAGUGUAGGAAGCUCAGGUAGGCAAAGAACACGCAUCCUACCACGAGCAUGACCCAGCAGAUAGAGCCACGGCUGUGACGCAAGCAACCCAGCCAUGGGAUCCAGCAUCGGCUUCUCAUGAACACCGAGUGCGAGUGUGUACCCCCCGUGGUCUCUUUCGCCAGGACCAGUCUAACCCAGAUGACAAUCACAGUGCACCUGUGCUGAAGAUCAUGAACUCUGCAGCUGUGUUUGAGCAGCAGAACAGAUGUAUGAUAACUGUUGUCCGGUCAGCUUAUGCUGCCUACCAAAGCUGUUAACACCUCGUCUGAAUGAAUUAGCACAUUUCCGACAUUGCUCAUUCUGCGAGAACACAUUGAUUGCGACUAACACAUAGUCCGUCGCAGGCAUAAUAAAACUUGCGAGGGCACGUAAGGAAUCAAGUAGCGCAUUUCCAAUGGACAUCUAUCUGCUCGCGUAGCACCCGUCAGUCUUGAGACCUGAUGCAACGCCGCAGCUAGGUACCUAUGACACGCCCGAAACUGAGAUAGCGUGGUAGUUAACGGAAGCGAUGAAAGGCCAAUCAGAAGUUGUAAUUUUGACGCAGAGUCAGUCUACCAGCUUAACACAUGGCUUUUUUUUUUGAGCUUCCGUCAGGCGAGAGGUGGGUGAGAGUAAGGUGAGAGUAAGGAAGCGCAGACAGCGAAGAAAGUAGUGUAGGAGCAUUGGCUUUGAAAAGGACAUUCAAGCACGCGUGUUAGCUUGGUAAUUCGAUAAGAAUGCAUGCCCGGAAAGACAGCUAACUGUCGUAAUGUGCGAAGUUUCCCUUCCCAUAUGUAGACUACCACUCGACGUUGUCAAACCACAUCAACGUAUCAUAAUUAUUUUUUCUAGCCAACACUUCUGUACUCGGCCAAUCUAUUUACAUCCUUUGCUGUAAUGUAACCUCACAAAGGUACCACUUAUUGUGCCUAUUCUCAUAUAGGAGUACAAUAACCUCCCACUCUCUAGCGUGCAGGAGAUUUUUCGCAAUCAAACUAAAAUUAAAAUUCAGCCUCCACAGCCAGGACUCUAAUCCACAACUUUGUGCGCGGCAACAAAAUGUCAUAGCUACUGAGAGAUGACGUAGCGGGCUAAUAAUUUAACGUGAAAACAAUGGAAUUAACUGGAAUAUAAUCUCAUGUUUCAAAAUCGAGUUUGAACGGUAAUUUGGUUAGCUGGGAAUUGCACGUUUAGCUUGAUAUCAGUCUGUAUGAGUAUAAGCAACUAGAAUUAUUAGAAUUAUUAUGGCGUUUAGAACGAAAGAUAAGACCCUUAACGUAGUUAACAGCACAGGGCUAUUUUUGACAAAAUCAACAGGGCACCAAACAGAACGAGGACAGCCAAAGAGAACGCGAACAUUGACACGGUCGGUACGACAAUGUCGAGAUGUCACGUGGUAGCUUCCCACUUGAGCGAACUACACUGAAAGAAGGUACAACCUUAAAUAAGGAUGCUUGUGCGUCGACUAACUUAAUGAGACUGGGGCGUGGCUCACGCUUUAGCUGUGACUGGGGUGGCCAGCCAGCUAAGCAAAAUCCACAUGUUGCUUUCCGCAUUGCGGCGUAAAUCUAUGAGGCCACGUUUGUGCUGAUGCUGUUGCAUACAAACUCCUGAAAAAAAAAAAAAGCUGUCUGAUAGAACUCCCGCGUUUGUGACUGCUAAAUAAUCGCUAUCUAUCAGACUUUCGUUGUGACGUUCUUGCCACUUGCUUUUUUUUUGCAACCGUUUGGUUUUGAUGUGUAUUUGACUGUCUAUAAGCGCCAUUUUUAAGCUGUUUCAUAAAUAUUAUCAGUAGGACAUCAAUGUGAAAUGUACAGACGAGAACUUUCACCACACCAACUGCAAAUAUUUUAAUAGAAAUUGGCAUUGUCUCUAUUCACUUGAGAUGAUAGGCGACUUUAAUGAUCUGAGAAUGAAUCUGACGAUUAGGGUGUAAUUAUUGAGGUUAUGUUCUAUGCAGUGAUUAUUCUGGAACGCAGCGCACACCUAAGGAUAAAUGCAGUUAACGAGCAGUACACACGCUCUGUCACGUGCAUAAUGACCCAAGUUGGCCUCAAAGAGGGUCGGUCAUUGUAGAGCGGCACAUACACAGUGGAACAUAUCCAGUGAAUCAAGACGAAGUCAGAUGGAUUCAUUAAAGAGAACCAAAUAUGCAGUGCCACGUACCGGGUGAUCCAAAUUUGUUCAAAGACUGGUUUUGAAUCCGGUUCUCUCAACAUAGCAACUCUACCCAUUUGAGCACGGACUACGUAGUGGCCCAAAGCUGGCGGGAAAGGGUUAGGCGUGGAUAGACGUACAGGCGCGGCAACUGCUAGCGGGAACAUUAGAGCCCGGGCAGCGCUCUACGGAGCGCCACCCCCGGCGUCUCGGGAAGUCUUGGCAGACAACUCGCUACAGAAGACGGCUCCCCGGAAUUUUCAGCAAUCGAUAUGAUUUCGCCUGUGCCGCAAGACUACAUGAGGCGCCGGUGGUGGGGCAAUCGGUGCAGCAAUGCCAUGGGCUUCGUAUUCCCACUAUCGGUGUCCGCUUCUGUACAUACCGCAAACUGGGGGAAGUUCCCAUUCAUGCUAAUAGGAUUACAAGGAGUGACCACGCCUCUAAACAGUUUUAUGUUGCGAACUGAAAUACAUGCCAACGCUGUUGACAAGAAACAGCAGGACGAGUGGUGAUUUUAAGUUACUGCACACUGGGCCUAUAUUCGAGAGGUGACGCGGCAACCAGUAUAGGGACAUUUCUGGGCCUACCGAUCAAACGGUCUUGUCAAACGGUGAAAUUCGGGGAUAUAUCACAAAAGAUGAGACUCAAGACCACCACUCGUAAUUUCUUCUGUCUUAGGAAUGGUCUCUCCGUUCGAAGUAGGAUGACAUGUUUUCCCUUGUGCCGUCAGCUGCGGUGCUGCCAGAAGUCGUCGAUGAGUUUGUCAAUCACAGAUGGCACCAAAUACGAUUGCGAACACCUCGUCUGCUGGUUAACCCACCUUGCACGGUGAGCACGGCGGACGCCUAAUCGCGCGACAGGAAAAGCUUUGAAAUAAUGAAGGAAUUAUUCGCGAGUGGAGGCGGACGCUACAAUCUCAAGGCAUGAUAAUGGAGAUAAAAGAAGGAGAAAUGCCAAAUGGGACAGAUCAAUCGAGGACACAUAAGACUUAAUGGCAAAUAGCAGUGAAAUGACAUCACAGAAAGUGUGACAUAAGAACUCUUAAGCGUAGUAACGAAAAUAAUGUUUGACCAUCGAAUAAGGUCUUAAUUUAAUCGGGAUAGACAAAUGUGUGCAUUGAAGAGUCUUACAAACUGGCGCAUAAUUUUGGAAGAGCCUGCUAGUACAGUGAUUCUCUUUUCCUGUAAGGAUGUGAUAUUGCGGCGAAUAAAAUUUAGGGGAAUUUCCGUGACCCAAACAGCGCAACUUCGCCUCACGGCUUGCGAAAUAACAAUGUGAACUGGCUCUCGACAAGGCUGGCUUACGACUUGCAAAGACUGGCAAUGUGCCGUCAUACAUCAUUUCAGACUGUUUCCCUAAAGCCUCUCAGGGGCGACACCAUUUUCAAAUCAAAGGUUUAAGUCACGGAGUCGUUUCGAAGUGUUAUCGGCAUGGCGAGUUUAAGGAAAAGGCAAAAUCAUUUACUGAAUGUCUCUUGUGAAAUAUGCAUGAUGGAACGUUGUUGCUGGUCUACCAUUAUCUUGGUUUUCUCCAGAGGCUUUCAACCGACGUUUUAAUAUUCCGAAUCAGCUCUCUCCGAAAGAACAAAGGAACGAUAGAUAAAUUAAGAAAUUGUGUAGUGCUCUUAAAAAACAGUACAAUGAUUCAUUUAAAGAAGAGAAACAUUUGCGUUUAUAUAUAGCUGAAUUUUUUUUGUUUUUAAUGGUGACAUAAAUUCUUGGUGCAAGAUUUGAUAGCGUUACUAACACACGAAACGUUGACCACGUGGAACGAAGGUGCAUUACUGCCUUAUUAUGGUGGCGACCAACACAACUGCCGGAUAAUAUCACGUGAAAAUUUACAGUUGUCCUGCCACACACUAGUCAACACACCUCAGGAUUUUUCGUCAUGCCGCCGCGCUGUUAACAGAUGUUGUCCUCAGAGGACUUCAGAACAAAGGCAUUUACGGAUGUAGUAGUUGUUGUGUUAAACAUGAAAUCCGGAGGUAUUUCAUCUAAUAAUGGCAAUCGAUGUCAACGUACUGUCCGUUAGGCCAUUAGUUCUGCUUACUUUGACAGAUGUCGCGUCGAUGCAGAGUAAAACUGUUGCAUGCUGUGAAAAUAGGCUAGACGUUUUUAAGUAUGCCACAUCUGUGAUUUCCUUGUUUUAAGAUGAUCUUUAGGUGUUAACAAGGUUGCAUCGACGCUUUUUUUCCUCUGCUGUCGUGAAGUGAAGCCACAGUACUAUCCCUGAUCAUGUGUUCCUGCCGUUCAACUUGUGCGUAGAUAGCGUGAGAAUGAUCCCGCCCCUGACUACAUUGAUAUGACGAAACACGCUGCUUCCAUGUGUAAAUAAAAGCUGUUGGACUCUGA
Molecule: messenger RNA, 6520 nt
Organism: Dermacentor andersoni
Lineage: Eukaryota; Metazoa; Arthropoda; Arachnida; Ixodida; Ixodidae
Product: GTP-binding protein Rhes-like
Molecular function (GO): GTPase activity; GTP binding
Source: RefSeq, a predicted model, not a curated record